Molecule: messenger RNA, 663 nt
Organism: Hyalella azteca
Lineage: Eukaryota; Metazoa; Arthropoda; Malacostraca; Amphipoda; Hyalellidae
Exons: 3
Coding region: 49-537 (162 amino acids)
Source: RefSeq, a predicted model, not a curated record
UUGCGCAGCCAGAGAUUUAUUAUCCUUAAUUAGGAUUCAGAAGAAAAUAUGAACUUCCCAAGCCUGCUGGUGUUAACAAUUUCCCUGCAUUUAGUUCUUUGUAAGCUCGUACCUUCGUCAGAUUCAGCAGCUUUAGAGAACAGCAGGGCAAAUGAAAGUUAUUCUAACACAACCACCGAUCAUUUGGCAAAUGAUCUCGACAUGGAGGAGGAUUAUGAUUUUGUUUUGAACCUGGACGAGCAAGCAGACUUGGACCGCUUACUAUCAUUGCUCUCCCGCUCAGGACCAGCGAAACAUGCUGACGAGACGAGCGUGGGGGUUUCGUCUACUUUCAUCGACAGUCACUACGAGCAGCUCGACAAACUUGCGCGCCCUCCCAACUCCCUGCCGUCCGCAGACUCGCCACAUCACGCCGACGUACGAGGAAACGACACUCCUAAACACACGGAAGAAAUCGACCCCGAGCAAAAGAAGCUUGAGGAUCUUUACUUCAAGGACUUCGCCCCGGACUCCGAGGCGCAUAGUUCCGAGGCAUAGUAGUAGUUUACCCUCCAACCAGCAGCUCCAUCGCCAUCUGCCCCGCCUCGAUAUCAAUAACAUUAUUAAUAUUACACUUUCUUUAAAGUAUUUAGUCAAAAUUUUCGCCAGUAAUUAAGAUUUAGC